CUGAAUAGUUAAGACCUCUUAUCUGAAUUGAUCAGACAUUUGCCUCUGAAUAGUUAAGCAAUAUACUAGCUCUUAAUGGUUCAGACCUCUUACUGGUUCAGCACUUAAUGGUUCAGACCUCUUACUGAAGAAUCACAAGAAAAACCCAUAGCUUUUCACAUCCCAAGGGAAAAUUAAAAUGGAGAGAAUAAACUCGAAACUGUAUCUGGAGAACUGUUACAUAAUGGCGGAGAAUGAGCGGCUGAGGAAGAAAGCGGAGCUCCUGAACCAAGAAAAUCAAGAACUGCUGAAGGAGCUGAAGCACAGGCUUGCCGCGGGCCCCACUAAUGGGAGUGGAAAGGCCAUUUCCAGAGGCAAGGAUUCCAAUUCUNCCCCCCUUCAAGGAUUCAUCCCCAAAGCAAUGAUGAGAGACAAUGGUGGAUAUGAGAGGGUGUCACAUUUAUGGAUCUCAAAGUGCAAAAAACUACUCCGGAUAAAGGGAAAUGGACACCCGUUAUGAUCAUGGUGGACUCGAGGGUCACGUUGGUCCCAAAUGAAUGAAUCUCGAGUGUUUUUCUUGAGCAUAUUUGAACCAUAUGAAUGAAUCUCGAGUGUUUUU
Molecule: messenger RNA, 598 nt
Organism: Cuscuta campestris
Lineage: Eukaryota; Viridiplantae; Streptophyta; Magnoliopsida; Solanales; Convolvulaceae
Source: the annotation of a GenBank genome assembly